Molecule: messenger RNA, 1042 nt
Organism: Ornithorhynchus anatinus (platypus)
Lineage: Eukaryota; Metazoa; Chordata; Mammalia; Monotremata; Ornithorhynchidae
Product: germ cell-specific gene 1-like protein
Exons: 5
Coding region: 176-1042 (288 amino acids)
Cellular component (GO): plasma membrane
Source: RefSeq, a predicted model, not a curated record
CGGAGGAAGAGCGGCGGGAGGGGAACGGCCCCAGAAGGAAACGACAGAGGCGGCGCCCCUUGGAGCGGGUUAGAGGAAGACGAGCGGAGACGGGCGGACGGGCAGAGCUGGAGGGAGCCGGGCCCGAGGAAGGAAGGAGCCUCCCGGCGAGGCUCGGUGAUCCCUCGGGGGCAGGAUGGCGUCUCUGAGCCCCCGGGGCCGGGGCCGGCUGGCCCUGGCCCUGACCGCCCUGGCCCUGGCCCUGGCCUCCUUGGCCUUCUCCACCAACUACUGGUGCCGGGGAACCCACAAGGUGGUCAAGCCCCCCUGCCUGUCCGCCAUCCGGCACGGCCGCUGCCUCCCUUCCCCCGGCCCCUCGGCCAACCUCACCGGGGGAGGGACUCCCCCUGAUGCCACCCUGGACCCCCACGCCGUGCAGUACAUCUGGGAGACGGGAGAAGACAAGUUCUCCUUUCAGCCGUUCCACGCGGGGUUCUGGUAUUCCUGCGAGGAGCACCUGGGAGAGGAGAUCUGCCGCAGUUUCAUGGACCUGCCCCCUGAGUCGGAGAGAGGAGUGCUGUGGCUAUCAGUAGCCUCUGAAGCCCUGUCCAUCGCCCUGCUGGCCAUCGGGUUCCUGCUGCUGUGCCUGGAGGCCGGAGGCCUGGGUGACCAGCUCCUGGGCUUAAAAGUCAACGCCUUUGCCUCCGUGGUCACCGUCCUGUCAGGACUCCUGGGCAUGGUGGCCCACAUGAUGUUCAUGACCGUGUUCCAGGUCAGCGUCCAUCUGGGGCCCAAGGACUGGCGGCCCCAGAGCUGGUAUUACGGCUGGUCCUUCGGCCUGGCCUGGCUGUCCUUCUCUCUGUGCAUGGCUGCCUCCGUCCUGACGCUCAAUGCCUACACCAAGACGCUGCUGGAGUUCCGCUUCCGCCGACGGAUCUGGGAGCGGGGCGGCCCCCCCCAGCCGCCCGGGGGCCCCCGCCCACCCUGGGGCCCCUAUGUCUUCGGCCUCAGCGACACCCUCCUGCCCACCCCGACCCCUGACCCCGGCUGGGAGCAGUGCUAG